UCUGUGAUUGGGGCGGUGCGCGUGCGCUUGAUCUGCUGAGACUCUGAAAGUUUGUAUUUAUUUUGAUCCGCUGCUGCAGGUAUAGAUUAUAGAUUAUAGAUUAUAGGUUAUAGCCUCUGUGAAGGGGAGUUAUAAUGUCCUCCUGGCAGAUUUAUGUGGAUCAUCUGAUGUCCGACGGCGCGUGCCAGGACUCCGCCAUUGUGGGCUAUAACUCGGACUCUAAGUACGUCUGGGCGGCGCACGAGGGGGGCGCGUUCAACAACAUCACGCCCACAGAGAUCGACUUGCUGGUCGGGAAGGACAGAGAGAGUUUUUUCACUAACGGUUUGACUCUCGGCUCCAAGAAGUGUUCGGUGAUCCGCGACAGUCUGCUGGUGGACAACGACUGGACGAUGGACAUCAGAACGAAGAGCCAAUCAGGAGAGCCGACGUUCAACGUGUCUGUAGGCAAAGCGGGAAAAGUCUUGGUUCUUGUAAUGGGGAAGGAGGGGGUCCAUGGAGGCGGACUGAAUAAGAAGGCGUACUCGAUGGCCAAAUACUUGCGGGAUUCAGGAUUCUAGUUUAGUUUUCACAUUUUGAGAGAAAACGAAAAACUUUCAGACGCAGAAUCAGUUUUGGACACGUUUCUGGCAGCAGCGGACGAUUAGUUUAUUAACGGCCGUUUAUUUUAUUAACGUGUCGCUGUAGGAAGGUUUUCUUGUUUUUGUUGAUAUUUGUUCUGUUUUUUACUCCAGCAUUGGUUCUAGUGAUGGGUAAAGAGGGAAUUCACGGCGGAACGCUGAACAAGAAGGCUUUCCACAUGGCCGAGUACCUGCGCAAGGCCGGAUACUGACCGCAAUGCCGUCCACCCAGAAAACACUACAUUCACAGUUCACACACACACACCCCUUCACUUUCCCUUUUGGUCCUUAUUUACCCCCCGCUGGUCUGAACGCCAACGAAGAAAUGGAGGAAAAUUACAAACUAAAGAAGGAACACGUCAGUAUUUGAUUAUCUGAUCAAUGAUUUCAGUAUUCUGUAAUUUCUCCAGAUUCUGUCUGAAUGAGUUUCUUGUUCCUGUGUUUAAUUUCAUCGUCUUCCUGUUUGUUUAUCUCUGAAUGAUUGUAAACGUGAUUAUACUGAAGCUCCGCCCAUCUGAGUUUUGGGAUAAAUCGUCCAAUGAGGUUUCGUUCCUGUAAAGUUUUCUUUAAACAACCAGCUCCAGUUUUAUUUCUCCUUUUUUAGGUUCUGUAGUUCAGGCCGGCUGGAGAGUCACUUCAUUAUUUUUUUAGGACUAACUUCAGAAUUUCAGUCUGAUUAUUUACACAGAAGCUCUGAAACUCGUUUUAAAGGACAGAUUUUGGCCUU
Molecule: messenger RNA, 1347 nt
Organism: Colossoma macropomum (tambaqui)
Lineage: Eukaryota; Metazoa; Chordata; Actinopteri; Characiformes; Serrasalmidae
Product: profilin-2-like
Exons: 3
Coding region: 135-560 (141 amino acids)
Biological process (GO): positive regulation of actin filament bundle assembly; actin cytoskeleton organization; regulation of actin filament polymerization
Cellular component (GO): cytoplasm
Molecular function (GO): actin binding
Source: RefSeq, a predicted model, not a curated record